Molecule: messenger RNA, 2065 nt
Organism: Aspergillus campestris IBT 28561
Lineage: Eukaryota; Fungi; Ascomycota; Eurotiomycetes; Eurotiales; Aspergillaceae
Product: protoporphyrinogen/coproporphyrinogen oxidase
Exons: 5
Coding region: 80-1681 (533 amino acids)
Source: RefSeq, a predicted model, not a curated record
CUUCAUUCUUCUUCUCUCCCCCGCCCCCCUCCCCCUUCUUUUAAAUCCUGCAGUUCCCUGCAGCUUCAAUUUUUCUUUCAUGCUUAGCCUCGCCCGCAAGACCUUAAACCGCGUUCCCAGCUUUCAGGAUAUCCUACAAGGCAGGAUGACCCACCCAGACAUCUCCGUUGACGUUCUCGUUAUUGGUGCCGGCCCUACCGGUCUCGGUGCCGCGAAGCGUCUGAACCAGAUCGAUGGCCCCUCGUGGUUGAUCGUCGACAGCAACGAGACCCCCGGUGGUCUGGCUUCGACCGAUGUGACCCCUGAAGGCUUCCUUUACGACGUCGGUGGUCACGUUAUCUUCUCCCACUACAAGUACUUCGAUGACUGCAUCAACGAGGCCCUCCCCAAGGAUGACGACUGGUACAGCCACCAGCGUAUCUCCUACGUUCGUUGCAAGAACGAAUGGGUCCCCUACCCCUUCCAGAACAACAUCUCCAUGCUUCCCAAGGAGGAGCAGGUCAAGUGCAUUGAUGGCAUGAUCGACGCUGCCAUCGAGGCUCGCGUCUCCAACGUCAAGCCCAAGAACUUCGACGAGUGGAUCGUCCGUAUGAUGGGUACCGGUCUGGCCGACCUGUUCAUGAGACCUUACAACUACAAGGUCUGGGCUGUGCCCACCACCAAGAUGCAAUGUGCCUGGCUGGGCGAGCGUGUCGCUGCCCCCAACGUCAAGGCCGUGACCACCAACGUCAUCCUCAACAAGACCGCCGGUAACUGGGGUCCCAACGCUACUUUCCGUUUCCCCGCCCGCGGCGGUACCGGUGGCAUCUGGAUUGCCGUCGCCGACACUCUCCCCAAGGAGAAGACUCGCUACGGUGACAAGGGCAAGGUCAGCAAGGUCAACGCCAGCAACAAGACCGUCACCAUGGCGGAUGGCACCACCAUCGGCUACCAGAAGCUCGUGUCCACCAUGGCCGUGGAUGCCCUCUCUGAGCAGAUGGGCGACCAGGAGCUCGUCUCCCUCAGCAAGGAGCUCUUCUACUCCUCCACCCACGUCAUCGGUGUUGGUAUCCGUGGCUCUCGUCCCGAGCGUAUCGGCGACAAGUGCUGGCUGUACUUCCCCGAGGACAACUGCCCCUUCUACCGUGCCACCAUCUUCUCCAACUACUCCCCCCACAACCAGCCCGAGGCUGGCAAGAAGCUGCCCACCCUCCAGCUGGCGGAUGGCUCCAAGGCCCCGAGCUCUGAGGAGAAGGAGGGCCCCUACUGGUCCAUCAUGCUGGAGGUCUCCGAGUCCUCCAUGAAGGCGGUCAACCACGAGACUCUCCUCGCCGACUCGAUCCAGGGUCUCGUCAACACUGAGAUGCUGCAGCCCGGCGACGAGAUCGUCUCCACCUACCACCGCUGCUUCGACCACGGCUACCCCACCCCCUCUCUGGAGCGUGAGGGUGCCCUCACCAAGAUGCUGCCCAAGCUCCAGUCCAUGGACAUCUGGUCGCGUGGCCGCUUCGGCAGCUGGCGCUACGAGGUCGGCAACCAGGACCACUCCUUCAUGCUCGGUGUGGAGGCUGUCGACAGCAUUGUCAACGGUGCCGUUGAGCUGACCCUGAACUACCCCGACUUCGUCAACGGCCGGCAGAACACCGAGCGUCGUCUGGUCGACGGUGCUCAGGCGUUUGCCAAGAGCAAGGCUUCGCAGUAAAUGCACCCCUUUCUUCUUAUAGACUUGUUCAGGUUUAAUACGAGAUGUCUGGUGGAGUUCAAAAACAACAAAAAAAAAAAAAAAAGAGCCUAGAUAAAGAUUUACGGUCUACGGGUUGUUAAUAUUUCUUUUUCAUUUUACCCAUUUCAUUUAUUUUCUUUUUUUUCUUUAUUUAUUUUAUUUUACCUUUUUUUUAUUGGAAGCGAUGCCUGAAGACGUUUGAUUGCUGGCAUUUUACGGUGAUGAGCAUCGUCAAUCGCAUUUACCUCGGAAUUUAUAAACCUUUUCCCUAGAUGAAUGGACAUGCAUUUUGGCUUGGUUGUUCUGCUGCAGCAUCGCGUUAAUGGUAUGCAUAGAGUAGCCUCCUCGUUCAGCAAGAUAGAC